This is a messenger RNA of Frankliniella occidentalis (western flower thrips), 4449 nucleotides long. Its product is annotated as nephrin-like. NCBI's taxonomy places the organism in Eukaryota, Metazoa, Arthropoda, Insecta, Thysanoptera, Thripidae. The coding region runs from base 362 to 3043 and encodes 893 amino acids. The transcript is spliced from 14 exons. The record is from RefSeq and is a predicted model, not a curated record. Gene Ontology annotation, molecular function: protein binding.
GCCCGCGCCGCACCGCGCUGCGCUGGCGCCCUCCUCCUCCCUCCUCAGUUGCCCGUGUCCCGCAGCCGGCGCCUCACCAGGGGCCCCGAGAGCCCGAGCGCCGCCCGCCGAGCCGCGCGCCGAGCCGCGAGCUGCUCCACGUCGCGUAGUGCGUGUCCGUGCCCCGCGCGCGUGCCGCGCGUGCGCCGCGAGUGUCAGUGCAGCGAGUGCCGCGAGUGCAAGUGAGUGCAGCGAGUGCAGUGCAGUGUGAGGCUAUGCCCGGUGCCGCCGGAUGUGGCGGCCGUGGCCACCGAGGCCCUCCGCGAGGCCGGCGCGGCGCGUCCUGAGCACCUGAGCGCCGGGCCGGGACCAGCGCGGUGACAUGGUCGCUGGCGGCGCGGCCGCCGCCGCUGCCCCUGGGAGUGGGGGAUCAUCGCGAGCCUCUCCGGGAUUCGCCGUCAUCGCCAUCCUCGUCGUCGGCGUGCUGCCGCACCUCGUCGUGGACGUGGCGGCCAGCAGGGGGUUCGCCAUCCCCAAGCCUCAAGUGACGGCGCACACGGUGAUGGCCGUGGAGGGGACGGCGGUCCAGCUGCCGUGCGACGUGCAGGCGCCCAGCCAUGACAAGGUCUACAUGGUGCUGUGGUUCCGGGACGACGCCGGCCUCCCGCUAUACAGCUUGGACGUGCGUGGUAAGCCGCUGGAGGAGGCCAAGCACACGUCCACUUCGGAGGGCUUCGGGACGCGAGCCUACUUCCGCACCAUCUCGGAGACGGCCCAGCUCGUUGUGAACGACAUCCGGAGGCACGACGAGGGCGUGUACCGCUGUCGGGUUGACUUCCGGCACUCGGCGUCGCGCUCCUUCCGGUACAACCUCACCGUCAUAGUGCCGCCGGAGCCGCCCGCCGUGCUGGACCACCGGGGCCGCCAGCUCAACUCCACCGUGGGCCCGCACCGCGAGGGUGACAACAUCUCGCUCACCUGCCGCGUCGUCGGAGGCAAGCCUCAGCCUCGCGUUCGCUGGCUCGUCAACGACUCUGUGGUGGACGACGUUUCGGAGUCGAACGCGGGUGACGUGAUCGAGAACCACUAUACGCGUCACAACGUGUCGCGAGAUGACCUCAAUGCCGUGCUCAUCUGCCAGGCUGUCAACACAAACCUGACGGAGCCGCGGCAGGCCGCGCUGCGCCUCGAGCUCAACCUGGCGCCGCUCACGGCCCAGAUUACCUCAAAGCAGCAACCGCUGGCCGCCGACCGCGAGUACAAGGUGUCCUGCGAGUCUGCAGGCUCUCGGCCACCUGCCAUCAUAACCUGGUACAAGGGCGAGCACCCCCUCAUCAAGCGCACCAGCGUGGAUAACGCGCGCGAGAACGUCACUGUCUCACACCUCACGUUCACGCCCAGCACCGAGGACAACGGCAAGGAGCUGACCUGCCGGGCGGAGAACCCCAACAUCACGGGCCUGUUUGUGGACACGUCGUGGAGGCUGGAUGUCGUCUACGCCCCUAUUGUGGAACUCCGCCUCGGCAGCUCCCUGAGCCGGGAGGACAUCAAGGAAGGGGACGACGUCUACUUCGAGUGCAUCGUCAAGGCCAACCCGCCCCUGCGGAAGCUCAACUGGCUGCACAAUGGCCAGCCGCUCAACCACAACGCCUCGGCGCGCAUCCUGCGCUCCAACCAGUCGCUGGUGCUGCAGCGGGUCACGCGCCAGUCGGCCGGCACGUACACCUGCGUGGCCAUCAACCCCGAGGGCGAGUCCACCAGCAACCAGCUCGACUUCCGGGUCAAGUUCGUGCCCACGUGCCGCUGGGAGCGCGGCGUGGUCGGCGCCAUGCGCGGCGUGCCCGUCGACGUGCUGUGCGCCGUCGAGUCGGACCCGCCCGCGCGCAUCUACCGCUGGAAGUUCAACAACAGCGGCGAGACGCUCGACGUACCCAGCGAGCGCUUCUCGCACAACGGCACCCACAGCGUGCUGCGCUACACGGCGCACUCGGACCACGACUACGGCACGCUGACCUGCGCGGCAGAGAACAGCGUCGGCGUGCAGCAGGAGCCGUGCGUCUUCACCGUCAUCAGCGCCAGCCUGCCAGGGCAGCCCCGCAACUGCACGCUGCUUAACCAGACCUCCAGCUCGGUGGAGGUUUGGUGCCUUGCUGGGCCGGACGGCGGGCUGCCGCAGCACUUCAUCCUGGAGCUCUUCACGGCCUCGGCGGCCUCCGCCGUUCCCGUGGUGCGCUACAAUGCCACCGACCGGCCUGUCUUCCUGCUGUCGAACCUGGAGCCGGACGUGACCUUCAAGGUGGUUGUCGUGGCCGCCAACGACAAGGGCCGCUCCGCACCCGUCGCCGUCAGCGAGCUCACCUUCGGCGACCCGGAGAAGCGGAUAGCGGCCGACGGCGACCUGGCCAUGUCUCCGCUGGUGGCGGGCGCCGUCAUCACCGUGGCCCUUUGCCUCGUCUGGGCCACCCUCUGCAUCGCCGUCCACGUCCGCCGCGGCCUCAAGGCGGGCGCGCGGGGCGGCGCGGGCGUCGGCGGCCGCGGGGAGAAGGCUCCGGGUGCGGGCCCGCCGCCGGGCAAGACGGCGGCGCACGCCCGGGACCCGCUCGACGAGAAGGACCCCGACAUCAUCCCUGCCAAGUUUGACCCAGUGAUCCAGAGGCCGGUGGGCAACGGGACGCUGUCCAACCACGGGCACUCGGAGCACCCCGUCAGUCCCCUGGGGCCGCCCGGGCCGGGGCCAGGGCCGCUGCAGGGCAACGGGGGGCCCCAGCCGACCCCGGUGCUAGCGGCGCACCCUGCGGUUAGGGGCACGUCGCCCGAACACUGGGUGCGGAACAAAAGGAAUUCGGCGGGAUUCGAAACGGUGACGCACCACUUCGGCGACUCGGGUGCGGCCUAUUCGUGGGACCUUCGGCCCAAGGACCUGCGCCUGUCGCCCGGCUCGGGGGCGCCGGGGGCGCUGGGGGCGGCGGGGCUGCUCGGCGGGGAGAGAAGAGACUUGGAGCUGAACGGCACGGCCAUCAAGGAGAGGCUCAUGUCGUCCCGAGUACCAGAGAGCUGCGUGUGAAGUCUUGAAAGUGUGCUCACUGUUGGAAAAAAAAAACACCACGAUAUUUUCACAGUUUACGAUUUUGUUUCGUAUUAAAGUAACGUCAAACUUUCAAAGAAAAUGAGAACAUUUAAAAUUAAGAUGUUAAACUUUACUUGUUUUCCAUUCUACUGGAUAGGCAUUAAUUUGUCUAAUUUCUUCCACUGUGUUUGCUGGAAUUUUCUGAUUUUUUUUUUUAAGUUUGUCUCAAGAUACGGCGUUGUUGUUGUUUAAGAUGUGUCGCACAAUGUUGUUUGUAAGCGGAGAGGAGCGUUUUGAUUCUUGUACCGUCUCGUCCCGACUGAGGGACGAUGUCACACUCGACUGAUUUACAAUAUAAAUUAAUUUUAAGCCUUUCACUCUUCUGAACCCUCAUACAAUGCGUUGUAUUGUGGACGUGGUCCCGAGCUGUUGUGCCCAAGAGACGCGCUGGUUUACUCUUGGUACAUGAAAGAGAAUUUGGGGGUACUGGACGGGGUGAUAUGCAGUGUCUUCAAGCCCGUUCUUGCACAGUAUUUGGGGACAGUUGAAUGUUAACAAUUGUAUCAGACGACUAUGGAGCCUGAAGACGAAUGUCCAGUAUUUCCUCAGAUGUACACUGGUAGGGACCCCUCAGUCUUAUCGCUACAGAGUGUAUACAGAGAACUGAAAGAAAUCUUUUUAUACAAUGCUAUGUUAAUAUAAUGCGUACAGAGAGUAUGUAUUUGCGUUAGAUUUAUGAGAAUUGUAUUGUAAAUACUGUAAAGAAAUUACGGAUCUGCGUCUGUGUUCAUUACAAACUAGGAAAAUUUUAUCACAAUUUCUAGAUCAAAUUUGCCAUCAUGCUAUCGGUUAUGAGGAUUACCCCUACUCGGCUAAAGAUAUACCUGUCCUCACAAUAUGGCUACACAGUAUCAUUACUUCAUGUGUCCAAACUGUCACUUCUGCAUUCAUGAGCCAUAUCCUAAGAGGUGGCCCAUUUUUUAUUUAAAAUAUCAAAGCAUAUCGCAUUAAAAUCAUGUAUCCGUUCAUAUCAUGCAGAACAUUAAUUUCGAUAGAGACUGAGAACGAAAAUUCAACAUAGACACCUUUGCCAUUACCUAGUGUUGACGCAAAACGAACAAUCCGUCUCUAUCAUGACGUAAAAUUUUCAUGUGCAUACAUGUUUGGUAAAAUCAUAUGACCGUAUUUGCAUUUCUAGGGGACACAAAGUCCUCAAAGCUUUCGAGUAGAGCAAACGGUUGAUAGAUCGUCAAUCACAUUCAAAUUACACAGCAACUUCAUAUAAUAUAUUUUUUGUAACAAGUUUUGCCGUUAAAUAAAGAAUAAUACUGUAAUUAAGGGAAGAACUCUUCUUUUGUAAAACUACUGAGAGUGAGAAUAAACUGACAGGUCAGGAAACUGUU